Molecule: messenger RNA, 2133 nt
Organism: Chrysochloris asiatica (Cape golden mole)
Lineage: Eukaryota; Metazoa; Chordata; Mammalia; Afrosoricida; Chrysochloridae
Gene: PREP
Product: prolyl endopeptidase
Exons: 15
Coding region: 1-2133 (710 amino acids)
Biological process (GO): proteolysis
Cellular component (GO): cytosol
Molecular function (GO): oligopeptidase activity; serine-type endopeptidase activity
Source: RefSeq, a predicted model, not a curated record
AUGCUGUCCUUCCAGUACCCCGACGUGUACCGCGACGAAACCGCGGUACAAGAUUAUCAUGGGAAUAAAAUUUGUGACCCCUAUGCUUGGCUAGAAGACCCGGACAGUGAACAGACAAAGGCUUUCGUGGAGGCACAAAACAAGAUCACUGUGCCGUUUCUUGAGCAGUGCCCCAUUAGAGGUUUAUACAAAGAGAGAAUGACAGAAUUGUAUGACUACCCCAAAUACAGCUGCCAUUUCAAGAAAGGAAAACGGUAUUUUUAUUUCUACAAUACAGGUUUACAGAACCAGCGUGUAUUAUAUGUCCAAGAUUCCUUAGAGAGUGAGGCCAGAGUGUUUCUUGACCCCAAUAUCCUCUCUGAUGAUGGCACAGUGGCGCUCCGAGGUUAUGCAUUCAGCGAAGACGGUGAAUAUUUUGCCUAUGGUCUAAGUGCCAGUGGCUCAGACUGGGUGACAAUCAAGUUCAUGAAAGUUGAUGGUGCCAAAGAACUUCCAGAUGUGUUAGAAAGGGUCAAGUUCAGCUGUAUGGCCUGGACCCAUGAUGGGAAGGGAAUGUUCUACAACUCAUACCCCCAGCAGGAUGGAAAAAGUGAUGGCACAGAGACAUCCACCAAUCUCCACCAAAAGCUCUGCUACCAUAUCUUGGGGACGGAUCAGUCAGAGGAUGUUUUGUGUGCUGAGUUUCCUGAGGAGCCUAAAUGGAUGGGGGGAGCUGAGUUAUCUGACGAUGGUCGCUAUGUCUUAUUAUCAAUCAGGGAGGGCUGUGAUCCAGUGAACCGACUUUGGUACUGUGACCUACAGCAGGAAUCAAAGGGCAUCACUGGAAUUCUGAAGUGGGUAAAGCUAAUAGACAACUUUGACGGAGAAUAUGACUAUGUAACCAAUGAGGGGACAGUGUUCACAUUCAAGACAAAUCGCCAUUCUCCCAACUACCGCCUGAUCAACAUAGACUUCAUGGACCCUGAUGAAUCUAAGUGGAAAGUACUUGUUCCCGAGCACGAGAAAGAUGUCUUAGAAUGGGUAGCAUGUGUCAGGUCCAACUUUUUGGUAUUAUGCUACCUCCAUGAUGUGAAGAACAUUUUGCAGCUUCACGACCUGGCCACUGGUGCCCUCCUCAAGACCUUCCCAUUAGAGGUCGGAAGCAUCGUGGGAUACAGUGGUCAGAAGAAGGACACUGAGAUAUUCUACCAGUUUACGUCCUUUUUAUCACCAGGUAUCAUUUAUCACUGUGAUCUUACCAAAGAGGAAAUGGAGCCAAGAGUCUUCCGAGAGGUGACUGUGAAGGGGAUUGAUGGUUCCGACUACCAGACAAUCCAGGUUUUCUAUCCUAGCAAGGAUGGUACAAAGAUACCAAUGUUCAUUGUGCAUAAAAAAGGCAUAAAAUUGGAUGGUUCACAUCCUGCUUUCUUAUAUGGCUAUGGUGGCUUCAACAUAUCUAUUACACCCAACUACAGUGUGUCCAGGCUGAUUUUCGUGAGGCAUUUGGGUGGCGUCCUUGCAGUGGCCAACAUCAGAGGAGGUGGCGAAUAUGGAGAGACGUGGCAUAAAGGUGGCAUCUUGGCCAACAAACAAAACUGCUUUGAUGACUUCCAAUGUGCUGCCGAAUAUCUUAUAAAGGAAAGCUACACGUCUCCCAAAAGACUGACGAUUAAUGGAGGUUCAAAUGGAGGCCUGUUAGUGGCUGCAUGUGCAAAUCAGCGUCCUGACCUCUUUGGUUGUGUUAUUGCUCAAGUGGGAGUAAUGGACAUGUUGAAGUUCCAUAAGUACACCAUCGGCCAUGCUUGGACCACCGAUUAUGGGUGCUCAGACAGCAAACAACACUUUGAUUGGCUCAUCAAAUAUUCUCCACUGCACAACGUCAAGUUGCCAGAGGCAGACGAUGUCCAGUAUCCGUCCAUGCUUCUCCUCACAGCUGAUCACGAUGACCGUGUGGUCCCACUUCACUCCCUGAAGUUCAUCGCCACCCUACAGUAUACCGUGGGCCGUAGCCGGAAGCAAAGCAACCCCCUGCUUAUCCAUGUGGACACCAAGGCAGGUCACGGGGCGGGGAAGCCCACAGCCAAAGUGAUAGAAGAAGUCUCAGAUAUGUUUGCAUUCAUAGCACGGUGCCUGAGUAUUGACUGGAUACAGUAA